Messenger RNA from Metopolophium dirhodum (rose-grain aphid), 2652 nucleotides. RefSeq lists its product as uncharacterized. The record is from RefSeq and is a predicted model, not a curated record. NCBI's taxonomy places the organism in Eukaryota, Metazoa, Arthropoda, Insecta, Hemiptera, Aphididae. The transcript is spliced from 10 exons. Bases 943 to 2331 code for a protein of 462 amino acids.
AAUAGGUACUUAUAAUAGACUUAUACCCUUUUACACACCCACCGACAAUAUAUGUAUAUUAUAUAUUAACAAAUAGAAUGCGAAACUCAUAGAAUGUGCAGACGUAGCGGAUAUGUAUAGCGAAUAUAGAAUUAUUCAUCAAUCACUAUUAAUAUAAUGCACUUAGAACUAAUAGUGCCUAAUAAGACGUUAUUUUAAUUAACUUAUUCAAUAAGACAUAAUGCACUGCAUAGACGAUAGACCUAUAAUAAACUAAUGGACAUCGCAUAGAUGUUUUGGCCGUUACUGUGUGCCGAAACAUUAUUUAUAUAACCCAAAACAUGCUUUUUCUCUCUUAUAUGUUCAAUGCUCAUAUGUUAUGUUGUUUGGAUUAACCAUGGGCCAUGGCAGGACGUUAGCUUACAGGUCUAUGAUGCAUUGUAUAAUCUGCUGAUACGACUCAAUAGUACUAAUAAUUAUUAUGUCGAAAAAUAUCCUUAAUAUGGCUCAAGAACGUGGUCUAUAGUCUGUCACUACAAUAGUACAAUAAUUUACAAAAUUGCUACGACCUAAAAGGAUUGAAAAUCGUAAACAAUUAAAACUGUCAUCAUUUAGUACCAGCUUAUGAUAAUAGCUACAUACCCAGUGCGUAUUAUAUUAUUAUUGUUACCGAGUAAAAUCGCCGAUAAAAUGAAUAUUUUUAUAACCGUUAUCUGUGUGUAAAACCAAUAUUAUUCUAUAUGUUUAGACAUGGAAAUUGUUGAUAAAGAGUGAAGUGCGGGGUACGCGUUGCACACCAUAUCGCGUAGUUGCGUAUUUUCUUUUUAGUUAUUAUUUAUUAUUCCAUGUCUUGCACUAUUUUCAACUAAUUUGUCUACAACUGUCGUCUGGUACGGAUUAUUGUAUUAAUACGACGAAAACCGUUUACGCCGUUGUUACGCUUCAGAUUUGUGUAAAAUAAAGAUGACUCAAUAUUUGGUUGUUGAAUUUUAUGAAGACAAUUCAAUAGAAGCUGUUCCAGCUAACUGGUUUAAAAAAAAAGAAGGCACGUGCGCAUGGCCUAAUACCAAAAAUGCCAAUGCAUUAAAAAAAUGUGUUGAACUAAAAAGCAUUCCUAAUGAUGUUGAAUACAGUUAUCAUUUGGCCAAAGUCUUGAAAAUAUCUGAUUCAUUAUAUAAAGCUCGGAAAAUGGUAAAAAAAGGAUUAACUAACAUGUACAUUUCAUCUACUGAUGAUGAUGUUUUAUUGAAAUCCAAACGAAGAACUGAUAAAACGGCAGUAUCAAAUGUUUCAACCUUGUGUCCUAUAUUUUCAGAGUCUGAUGAUGGUAACUGUAGUGAUGAGAACAUCAAAGGUGGCAAAAAAGGUACAAUAAGAACAUUACUAAACGGAUGGUCACCAUCUCCAAAAAAAGUGAAAUUGCUGAAAAAUCUACAAGCUAAUAGUACUCUUACAAAAUCUGCAGAUGGUCGUUAUGCUUCAAAGUCAUCAAUUGUGAAACAAUUAUCUUUUACUGAUAAUAAUACAUCUAUUCAUGAUACCUCCAAGAACAAAAAUUAUAUGGUUGAUCAGACAAAUCUUGAACAUGAUUAUCUUGAUAAAAACUUAAAUAAUAAAGGUAUUGAAACUAUCAAUAAUGAGAUAAAAUCAACUGAUCUUGAAAUUGCUGAUAAUGGAAGCUCAGAAGUUAUGCAGAGACACCUAGCCGAGACACCUCAAUAUGCCAGCAAUCAAUUACAAUCAACCAGAACUCCAGAAAUUUCUAAUUCUGUAUCAGUUUCAAAGGGAACUACAGAAUUUGAAAAAGAAGUGCUUCAUAGGCUUUCAUUUUUAAAAUUUGAAUUAAAGCGAGUAGUAAAUAACCAAAGAGAUAUGGCCCAAAGACUGGAGAUAAUAGAAACUAGACUUGAAAAUAUUCCAUCAUAUGACAUUUCCAAUAUUAACAACAAUGAAUCAUCUUCUUUAAUUGAUAAAGAUUUCAAUAUACCUCUUGACAAUAUAAUUGAUCUUGAAAUCUUUGAAGAAAAAAUUUCUGGCAGUAAGGAAUUCCGUACUCAGUUGGUAAAUGAACUUUCAUACAUCGGCGGUAAACAUGUCAAGGCAAUGGUCAAACGGGUGAUGGGAAAAUUAUUUAAAGACGAAUUAUUAAAAGAUUUCUCAUACACCGGUAAAAAAGGCAAAAAAAAAUUUUGCAGUCUGGGUUGUACUUCUGUGAUUUUCGAUGCUGUUAAGAAGCAAAAUAAAUUUAAACAUUCAUCUCAAAAUGAAAUGGAGGAUAUCAUCAAAUAUGUUCUCGCUCAAGCCCCGUUUAAUUUAAAAAGAAUUUCUGAUAAGAAUAAUUUCUCUUCUUAAAUUGCUUUUUUUAAUAGUUGAAGAAUUUAAUUUUUUUUUUUUUGUUUUGAUAUAUAUCUACUUAAUAUAUUAUAUAUUAUAAGGUAAUAAAAUUCUCACAAGCUGUGAUAAAAUUUAAAAAUAUUUUAUUUUAUAUAAUUUAAAUUAAUAUAACAUAUAUAUUAUUUAGGUAGUAACAUAUUCUCACAAGAUGUGAUUAAAUUUAAAAAUAUUUUGUUUUAUACCUAUAAUAUUAUAAAUAAUAUAUAAUAAUAUAUAUUAUAUACAAUAUGUAUGUGUUAUUUAUGUAAUAAGAUUCUCAUAAGCUAUGAUUAAAUUUAA